UCAAUCUCGGUGCGCAGGGGGGGGCAUGGUGACGGCCGCCGACAGCGUGACGGUGAAGGAUUCGGUAAGCUCGCCCAGCAACACGUGGUAGCCAUCGACCUGACAGACGUGGAGUGUCCGUUCGCAAAGCGAAACACACCAACCCAUCGUCUGCCUGCAUAUUAUCCAUAUGACUUACGGCGAGAGAGGCAAGGUAGUCGUCGAAAACUUGUUGAUUCUCGACCGAGCCACCCUCCUUGUGGUGUCUGUCGCCGCCCAGCCGCAGGCGCUCGAGGAAGGGCGCCAGGAUGCGCUGCAGGAAGGUCAUCCACUCGUCGGGCUUCAGCAGCAAAGUGCCCGGCUGCGGCAGGCCGGUCAUCACGGAUGGCGUGAUCUCGUGGCCGCCUUUGAGCGCCUCCUGAAAUAGCGUGAAGAGCCCCUUGUCGAAGCGAUCGGCCAAGCGCUCGAUGGCGGGGAUACGCAGCUGGGCGUCCUUGAUGAUCGCCGCCGCCACUUGUCUCAGGUACUUGGCGCGAGACGCCUCGUCGACGGGGCCCGAAUUGUCGAAGUAACGGCGGAACUCACGCAGCACUGCAUACGCAACGCCAUGCAACAGACACACAGACAGACAGACAGCAAGGGAAGAUACAUGUCUCUGCUGCUGCUGCUGCUUGUGCAGAGGUGUGUGGGGUUGCAUUACUCUUGCCGCCCUCAUGUGAGAUGAAGUUGAUGGAUGCGAUUUCGUAGAAUCCGCCCUUGAAGAGCUUGCUGACGGGCUGGAAGGCAUUGACGAGCUCCUUGACGAACAUGUCCAGGAUCUCCAUCGUCUUGCUCAAAGGACUCUUGAAGAAAUCGGCCAAGGCAUCCGCUGCGCCGCCACCAGUCGGCUUUGUCAGCUCACCCUGCAUGCAAUGCAUAACACACGGAAAGGAACACACAUGAACUCCGCCCCUCCCUCCCUCCCUCCCCCAUCAGGCCACUCCACGACCACCGGUACGGACCAGAAGAUAGGAUGCGAUGCCGUCAAGGUCCAUGAGUGCGUCAAGGGGCUGGAGGGGGGGCACCUUCACGGGCGGUGGUGGCAGGAAGGGAACCUUGGGGAACAUCUCGGCGUACGUCCUGGCCUCGUAGAACAGCUGCACUCACACACAACAAACACGAAAGUGGACCUCCAUUGCUUGCCUGAGGGAGUGCUGUGGCUGGCUGUGAGCUGUCUGUGCCACGUCACCUCCGUGGCCAAGCGGGUCAUGAAGUCAUACACAUCGGUUGUCACUUCUGCAUGCAAGAAUCAAGCAGGAAAAGAUGGGUAGGGAUUGGUUCGUGCGGCCACACACACACACACUCUCUCUCUCUCUCUCAUUCACUCUUCGAGUAUCCGGCCGCUGGCUGGAGCAGCCUGAAGCCCUCGACAACAUUGACGCUCAUCAUGCUCUCGAAGACGUGCUUCUCCGCCCCGCAGUCGCCCUUUUCGCAUGAGUAGCCGCCCGCCGCGAGAAUCUUGUGAAACGUGGCGGCGCGCUGCUGCAUCAUGUGGACGAAAGGCGCCAGGACCUCCUUGAGGAAGGUGUCCAGCUCCAGGUCGGUGUACUCGACUAUCUUCCCGGUUUGGUCGCUCAUGAAGAUGUCGGCCAGGGGGUCCAGCAGGUCGUAUCCAAUGGAGAUCGGCUGGAUGGCGGCGCCGAUCAGCGUAGGUUCGGGCUCAAUCCCCAGGUUCGUAAUGUACACCUCACCGGCGGCUCGGUUUUUGCCUGGAGGCUUGCUGGGGUCGUACAUGAGGCGACGUCUGGCCUUUGGCCCGAAUGUCUGGCUGAAAAAGAGGUCGCAGAGGGACUUUUCGAAGAAUUUGUCCAGGAAGCGGUCGCACGCGGGGAUGCGGGCCGUGACGCCGGCGAAGAGCUUCGUGGCGAGCUUCUCGAAGUAGCUCAGCAGCUCACUCCGAGGAACCGUAUCCACCCACUCCUUGCCCAUCUUUAGAAACCUCUCGACAUCUGAACAGAGAUGCGGUGCGAACGGUAUGUAUGUAUGUAUGUAUGUAUGUCGAUUUCUGCCUCUCUGCCUGUUCGAUAGGGUUGCGUACACUUGGCAGCCAUGUGGGAGGUGAAGUCGCGAAAAGCGUCCGCAUAGCCUUUGAAUUGGCCGGCGAUGGCGGUCCACACGCCGAGGGCCUGAUUGUACAUGGGCGUCACGAAGUCGUUGAGGAAGGUCUGAAUCGGCUCGAUCAUGACGUCCAGCCCGACAGCGGGCAAAACCUUCCUCAGAUCGUCUUUGCCAAGGGUUUUGCCUGAAUAGAACAUGCCCUGAAUAAAUACAGCCAAGGGAGAAACAAGGGACUCGAACCAUUAUGUGCUCGCAGGUCAUCAUGCUGCAUAUGCAUGCCCUGGUGAUACCGAGAUAAGCUUGAUGAGGUCGUCCAGCACGGGAAGCGGCAGCAAGUCGACGGCCGGCGGUGUGUACAGGUCCCAGCUUUUGGGCCCCAGCCCCUCUAUGUCAACUUUGAUCAGGCUCUGCAGAUCGACAAGGUCGCCGGGAAUGUUGCCUGUCGCCGGGAGUAAGUCCAACGCCUCCUGAGGCACACAAGAAGCCAGACGGGAUGUAUGAGACACCUUUACUCGGGGAAGAGCCAGCCAAGGGAGCAACUGUCGGCGCGCGUGUCUGUCUGCCUGCCUGUCUGUCUGUCUGUCUGUCUGUCAUCCUUUUGGCUACUCACCUUGACUAUCUUGUCGCUGUCGAAUUUGAGUACUUCCUCGAUGCUGCCUGAAUCUGCAUGAGUGUGAGUGUGGUCGUGUGUAUUACCAGCAAGCCGACUGCCUACCUUCGAAGGAGGAGUAGGGCGGCAGGUGGCGGGCCAGCUCGGCAGCACGAGUCGUCACGUAGCCCAACAGAGACCACACGGUAUCCGGUGGGUGGCUGCCCAGACGAAUCGACGCACGUGUCUUGGCCACAACUGCACCAACCAACAAAUGCAGUCACAAUCAAGAUGUUUGCUUGCGCACACAUUCAUGGAUGGUGCAUGUCUCGCGUGUGUAUCGACCGAGCUGCAGAAACUCCAGGAUUUUCGGGUAGACAGUGGGUUCGUACCCCUGGAGAUCGGGAAGCUUCAUGAGGCUUUCCAGCCUGAGUGGCGUCCCCAUGACGAUAGCCUUGCGCAGCAGGUCCUCCAGGCCCUCAGCCAUAGUCUUGGGAACGUCCAUGCCGGCCUCAACUGCCGCGGAGAGCAGACUAUCCAAGUCCCAUCGCAGGGGGAAGUCAUCACUCAGCAACUCUGUGCCAUUCAUGAACAGGCAGAGAAACAAGCAAGUUGGUGCAACCCGCUGUUGCCCGUCCCCAUGUGCACUUGGCGGCUCGUAGUUUCGAAUAGCAACUGGGAAUGCAGUCGCAGUGCUGGCAACCAAACUGAUCGCAUGCUAUGCAUGACAGGCGCCCGCAUAGCGUAUAUCUGCCUUCUUGAUGCCCACCUUUGUAUGAAGGCUGCCAUGUCGGCAGCCGUCGCCCCCGUGUCGAUGAGAGUCGGCUCCAGGAAGGAGGUGGCACCUGACCAUUGCACAAGCACACACAGUCGAACGCAACUCGCCAUGAUGCUUGCUUGCAUGAUGUUGCGUGUCACGUACCGGGGGUCUGGGCCAGGACGGGUGCCGCCAUGAGGCAGCAGAGGGCGCUUAGGAGCACGACGAUUUUCAUUGGGGGGAGGGAAAGAAAGGGGAGGGAACCGAAGACAGAUGCCCACUCGGGGCCGGGGCGGGCCUCUGCACACUGAGCAAUUCUAAAAGCUCCCAGUGCCGAAAAACAUUCAGAAACCAGACACAAAACACAGAGAACAUUGUAUCAUUCAAAACCCACAAAAGCCGGGAGAGAAAAUUGAAAGAACCCAACCAAGAAUCAAGAAGCCCAACCAGCAAGUUACCAAACCAAGAAAACAGAAGGAGAAACCACCACCAGCCACAACACAUAGAAACGCAC
Vitrella brassicaformis is the source of this 3936-nucleotide messenger RNA. Lineage: Eukaryota; Vitrellaceae. The record is from the annotation of a GenBank genome assembly.